AUGCAGGCUGUCAAGAAGGGGGAUUCUGAGGUUCCUCUGUACUUGAUGACAGCUGAAGACAUUGACGGAAAGGAGCAAUCAAUGAAGCAAUACGCUGGGAAAGUGCUGCUGAUCACCAAUGUUGCAUCUCAGUGCGGCUUCACAGAUUCCAAUUACAAGGGGUUGCAGAAGCUCUAUGAGAAGUUUCUAAGCAGUGGUUUCGAGGUUCUGGCAUUCCCCUGCAACCAAUUUGGUAAUCAAGAACCCGGAGACUCGCAGACCAUCAAGGAGUUUGCCCAGAAAAAGUACGGGGUCACCUUCCCCUUGUUCAAGAAGGUGGAGGUCAAUGGUCCUCACACAGACCCCAUCUUCCGGUACCUCAACAUCCUCAACUCAGCAGAGACUGAACCCAACGCAGCAGACUGGAACUUCAACAAGUACCUUGUGGGGAGAGACGGCUAUCCAAUAAAGCAUUAUAAAUCUGCUUUCAAUGAAGCUGAAUUGGAAGCCGACAUACAAAAGGCGCUCUCAGCGCCGGGCAGCAAAGUGGCAGCGACUCGCUGA
This is a messenger RNA of Coccomyxa subellipsoidea C-169, 543 nucleotides long. Its product is annotated as glutathione peroxidase. Lineage: Eukaryota; Viridiplantae; Chlorophyta; Trebouxiophyceae; Coccomyxaceae. The record is from RefSeq and is a predicted model, not a curated record. The transcript is spliced from 4 exons. Gene Ontology annotation, molecular function: glutathione peroxidase activity. Gene Ontology annotation, biological process: response to oxidative stress. The coding region runs from base 1 to 543 and encodes 180 amino acids.